AUUUGAAGUGUAUGUGUGUAUGUUUGUGUUUGUGUUUCUGUGUGUUUGUGUGUGUGUAUGGUCUUAGCAAUGUGUAAAUUAGAUAAAAGCAGUAAGUGCGGUGUACGUCUUAGACUUGCUUACGAUGAAUUUGCAUAAACUUGUUGGGAUAAUAGGCCUGCUGGGGUUGGCCAUGUCAUGUCAAGCAUAUCCUACUUUAGCCUUGCCUCGUUUCCACAGAUCUGUAGAUAGAAUUGCCAAAGGAUUGGCAAUGGAUUUGGGUUUUCCUAAGACCGACGACGAUGUUUUGCAAUUGGAACGUUUACGGGAAUUACGCGAGAAGAAAGAGAGUCAACCCUAUUACCAUCAAAAAAAGAACGAACUUAUAGCUGACGAGAUACCAUCGGUUGUUGAUGAAAGUCCAAACACUUUACCAGAAUUGGAACAACAACUGGAGUCUGCAGCUGGUGAAACAACGGCAACACCAUCCAAAGCACCAGCUGAGACACCAAGUGAAGCUCAAACCAAUGUCGGCGGUACUGGUAUUCACAGACCACCACAUUUGCAGAAUAAUGAUGGAGGCAAAGCGGAAACAGUCGCGGGCGGUGGUGGAGAGAAAGCUAAAGCAGCAGCUAAGUGUCGUUUGGGUAUGCACGGUGCAGCACGGCUAAUGUACGGACAAAAUCCCGAAGUACUUCCAACCACGACUUCCACGUCAGCAGCACCGGCCAUAACAACUACUAGUACUACGUCUACCUCUACCAGUACAAUUGCCGCUGUGGACGCCGAGGCUGCGCCUGUUGAAGAGGACAAAAACAUUGAAGCUAGUGGAGUAAAUGAAGAUGAAAAUGAUAAACCUGUAGAGUCAGAAGCAACUGAAAUGCCUGCGGUUUCCUCCAACGAACCAGUACAUCUAAAUCCUAUGAGGCCCAUGAAGGCAGAACGCAAACCAAACAAAGAGGAUGAACCUGCUCGACAAUUAAUAGGUGAUGUGAUAAUUGACGAAACAGCACCAUUGAGAAAAAGUGCCAGUCGAAGAUCGGUUCCUACGAUGAGUUCAAAGACAGCCGAGAGUUUGCUAAAACACGCCAACGGUCAAUAUUCAUCUUUCGAUAUGGCGCAGUAUGUUUUUUGGACGGGCGAUGAGGCCGGUGUGGCGCGAGCAGUUGAAGAACUAAUACACCGGGAUGCGAUGUCGCGUGAAGAAGCCUUAAAAUUCUUGCAUGAUAUACGUAUGGGUAUUGAAUACUUGCAGAAAUCAUAUGCGAAUCGCAUCUUCCCCGAAGAAAUCCAUCACAACACUGUUAAGAAAAGUUUUAUGCCGACAACAACAACAACAACGACUACAACUACAACUGCUUUACCGUAUGUCAAAUUAGAACAAAAUUUGCAAGAAACAGAUUCGGAAAAUUUGAAUUUGGCCAAGACUUUGGACAGCAUAUCAUUGUGGCAUAAGUUACAAGCACUUAACAACGAAGAUGGACAAGAUUUGGCUGAUUUGGACGCCUCUGAGACCAGGCAUUCGAAAAUCACUGAUUGUGAACACAAGGAAUAUAAUUUGGAAGAAAUCAUAUACAAACUGGCUCGGAUAAUGUUUACUCAGUCCCUGACACAUGGUUCCGAUGAGGCUCAAAAGGAAAUUCAAAAAUUAACCGAAUUCUUGGAACGCGAGCAUAAGUUGGGUGUUAUACCGGUCGACUUGGAAAAGAAGGUUAUCCAUGUUCUUUUGCAAGCUUUAUCCGACACUUUAACCGAUAAGCCGGAAUUAUGGCCAGCCGCUCAAUACCCUUAUAAUCGACUUUUACGCAGCUACGCCCACGCAAAUUAUGGUGGCUCCAGUCUAAAUAGCGUUUAAGCUCACACACUCAAAAUUAAUCGUUUAUGUGUGUGUGUAAUGAAAAUUAAAAAAGUGAAGAGAAGAAAAACUCGUCGCGUACGUAGCAGUUUAUAUAGCUAAACCGAAAGAAGAGAAUAAUACAAGAGUUAUCGUCCAUUAAUAUAAAAUAUAGCGAAAUACAACUAAAUAACGCAUACAAUUAAACAAACACAAAACCGACUAUAGACUAUAUAACUUCGAUUUCAAUGCAAACAGCAGCACUUUUCGCUCCGAUGGUUACUUCAAAAAGUUGCAAAUUCUGACGAAUCGUUUAUCUGUUGUAUACCUGUUUUUUAGGCAGACAUCAGCGGACAAGCCAUCCGCAAGCAUAUAUCGUUAUUGUUUUUUUUGUUUCUUUUCUUUACUUACUUUUAGCCUUCCGCUAUAUAUGUGCAGUAAGUUUGCAAUUUUCUUUAAACGCUUUCAAAUAAACUUGAAGAGAGCAAUAGAAGCUGACCGAUGUUACACGGGGAUCAAUUAUCUAAAAAGUACUGUCAUUUCGUUUCUUCAAAUUUUUCAAAAAAAAAAAAAAAAAAAAAAAAAAAAAAAAAAAACAAGAAAGAAAGAUGUUCGUGUUCCAUAAAGACUUGCGAAAAGUAAUAAGAGUUAGUGAAAUUUUGUUACUUAUAUUUCGGUUGUAGACAAAGACCUGUGUUUCAAAAACAUAUACGAGAUUUUUAUUUUUCAAAAAAAGAAAGUAAUUAAAUGUUUUAUUAAAAAAUUCGAAGAAUUUUCAUUUUAAAGCGUAAGAAGAAGAAAGCAAGCGAGCUUUAUCGUAAUAUAUAUUUGUUGUAUACACCGAUGAAUUCCCGGCAACAAAUUUGUUAAAAAAGAAACCUUAUAUCUAUAAGUAUAUGUUAUGCCUAAUAUGUAUAAUACCAGUAGAACACAUAGAUACAUACAUACGUGUUUAAUGAAAAAAAAAAAAAAAAA
Molecule: messenger RNA, 2788 nt
Organism: Glossina fuscipes
Lineage: Eukaryota; Metazoa; Arthropoda; Insecta; Diptera; Glossinidae
Exons: 11
Coding region: 125-1834 (569 amino acids)
Source: RefSeq, a predicted model, not a curated record